This is a messenger RNA of Gongylonema pulchrum, 771 nucleotides long. NCBI's taxonomy places the organism in Eukaryota, Metazoa, Nematoda, Chromadorea, Rhabditida, Gongylonematidae. The record is from the annotation of a GenBank genome assembly.
AUGUCGGAAGAGAUGCAUGAUGGCGAGACAUUCGCAUUCCAGGCGGAGAUCGCGCAGUUGAUGAGCCUGAUCAUCAACACAUUCUACAGCAACAAGGAGAUCUUCUUGCGUGAGUUGAUUUCGAACUCAUCUGAUGCGCUGGAUAAGAUCCGUUACCAGGCGCUCACAGAGCCGGCCGAAUUGGAGACUGGGAAGGAGCUUUUCAUCAAAAUCGUCCCAAACAAGGCCGAUAAGACCUUGACAAUUGUGGAUACGGGCAUUGGUAUGACAAAGGCGGAUUUGGCUGGCGCUGAUAUAUCAAUGAUUGGCCAGUUUGGAGUAGGCUUCUACUCGGCGUUUUUGGUGGCGGACAAAGUUAUUGUGGCUUCGAAGCACAACGACGAUGACUGCUACCAGUGGGAAUCGUCUGCUGGCGGCUCAUUUAUUGUGCGACAGGUGGUCGAUCCAGAACUUACACGUGGCACCAAGAUCACGCUUCACAUCAAGGAAGACCAGCUGGAAUAUCUUGAGGAGCGCCGCAUCAAGGAGAUUGUCAAGAAACACUCACAGUUUAUUGGAUACCCAAUCAAGCUUACUGUAGAGAAAGAGAGAGACAAGGAGAUUUCCGACGAUGAGGCGGAAGAGGAGAAAAAGGAUGAGGAUGCGAAGGAAAAGAAGGAGGGCGAGAUCGAAGAUGUAGGAGAAGACGAUGAAGAAGAGAAAAAGGACAAAAACAAAAAGAAAACGAAGAAGAUCAAGGAGAAAUAUCAUGAAGAUGAGGAGCUGAAUAAG